Molecule: messenger RNA, 1182 nt
Organism: Branchiostoma floridae (Florida lancelet)
Lineage: Eukaryota; Metazoa; Chordata; Leptocardii; Amphioxiformes; Branchiostomatidae
Product: homeobox-containing protein 1-like
Exons: 5
Coding region: 325-1182 (285 amino acids)
Biological process (GO): positive regulation of DNA-templated transcription
Cellular component (GO): nucleus
Molecular function (GO): double-stranded telomeric DNA binding
Source: RefSeq, a predicted model, not a curated record
UCUAAUUAAUGAAAAUGCAAAUGUGUAUAUUUCUAAAAGUGUAGACCUAAUGGUCGUAUGAUACAAUAAAGCUAACAAUGACACAUUGACUUUACCACAUGAACAUUAAAGCCCUGUGUUAACUUAAAAGUCCAUAAGUUAUUUUUGAACUAGUUGGACUUUAAAAAUUUGCCCCACACAAAUUUUUGACUAUACAGCACCAGUCUUCCCAUGACAAACGCUGGUGCUCUUUAGUUGAAAAUUGGGGGGUGUCCAAUUUUGUAGUGGAUUUUACAGUCCAACUAGUUCAAGAAAGCCCUUUGUUGUUGCAGGGAGAAGUUACCUAUGUGCGUCAAUGAACCACCGAUAUUCACACGUGAGCAGCUCAUCCUGCUGACGCGUCAGUUGUCGGUUUAUCAGAGUCUGCAGCAGACUGGUCUGUCAGAGGACAGCAUCUUCCACAUCAUGCCCUACAUGCAGCAACAUAUAACAACAAACAUCGAUAUCGACGAACUCCAUCAAAAUGGGAAAGAGUCAAAGGAGAAAAAAGCCGAGAAGGUAGAUGGUGAGGUCAUUCCCUGCGUAAAGACAUCUCUGGAGCAAAUCACAGAUGAGAAGUUAAUGACAGAUGUGGACGAGUUAAUGCGGAAAAUUGGUACAGAUAUGACGGACUUAAAUUCUGAAAUCAAGACUUUUCUCCGUAUUCAUCACAUUAGUCAAGACACUGUGUCAAAACAAAUCGGCACCAGCCAGAGUGUGGUGUCAGCGUUUCUUUUACAUGGUCGAGGGCUGAAACCGGUCAAUAAAAGAGCUCUCUAUACUUGGUACCUGAGGCAGAAGAGGAAUAUGUCAGGGAUAUCAGAUACCAGUUGCAGUCAGCAAAGUACCAUGAAGAGGACAUUCGAUUUGACAAAUGAUAGCCCUGCUCAUGGCCUUGACCACAAGCAGCGCAGGUUUAUGGUGAAGUGGCCAUCAGCAGCUACAGUGAUACUGGAGAGGUUCUUCCAAAUGGACAAAAACCCCACCGAGAACCAGAGAGAGGAGAUUGCACGUGUCUGUAAUGACGAGUUACAAAAAGCAGGUGAAGAGUACCCUCAUGGCCAGCUGAUGACAUCAGCGCAAGUCCAGACAUGGUUCAUGGAUAGGUGGUUUCAGAAUAUAACAAAGCACCAACGAUCGUUGGAGUUAGCUUUGCGGAAAUAG